AAACCACCUGCUUCGGUCUGGGCACCCGGGCAGUAUCUCAGCCCACACACUAAAACUAUGAUGAGUGUGGCGCAUAUAUAUUUGGUGCCCCCCUGUACCAAUAUUCAUGUGUUCAAAUAAAUAAAAAUAAAAUAAUGGGAAAGAACCGCAUCCCAGACAUGCUAGGAGUUUUGCUUAAGGUGGUCAGAAAGCUGCAUUUUGUCAGCGUUUUCACUAAACAACACUAUAUCAUCUGCGUAUUCUAAUUCAACAAGUGAAUUUCCUGGUAGUAGACGAACUCCUGAAUAGUCAUAACGAAAGUGUUAUCUUCAAGAGCAUGUUCAUGACAAAGUCAAACAAAAAUAGAGAAAGCGGAACAACCCUGACGACCACCACUUGAAGUAACUUGCCUCUGUGACAGUUUGCCAAAAUCACUUAUACUCACCAUAAAUAUUUCACAGUUAAAUUCAUUCGACCGCAUAAAUGUGUGCUUAAUACUGUCGCCAAUACUGUCACUACUGCUGUCGAAACUAAAACUAUCACUACUACGAAGGUUAACAUCAAUCAUGGUACCACCAAUGAUGUAUUAAUUAAAAAUUUUAAUUUAUUCGUCAAUGAAGAUGAUUUGGCUUAUGCUACCACAAUUGGACUAAAUACAAAUAUGAAUAGUACGGAUAUUAUAUCUCCUAGUAGUUAUCCAUUACUACAUCAAGACAGUAAUACACAUAGGAAUUGUGAACUCCCACCAGUACCGACAUAUUUCGAUGCUGCAUUUACUGAGAAUAAACAAAUUAAAGUUGAUCAUCAUCAAACUCAUGUUGAUCAUGCACCGUUACCAGAAGAUAACAUUGAUCAGUUAACAUGUUAUUAUUAUUCAAUCCCAACAGUAAAACAACUAAUUAGUAAUAAACAUCAUUUAUAUGAUGCCACCAUUCCUAAAUUAUUACAAUCAAUUAAAAAGAAUUCAUUAACAGGCGUUUCUGAUACAAACAAUCGAUGUUAUUCACUAUGUGAUGAUGAUGUUGAUGAUCCAACAUCGGAUUCUGAUGGGUUGUAUGCGAGUGUAAGUCAUCCUCCGCCUCCGCUUCCCUCUUCUACGAUUGGUAACAAUUUUGUUACACAAGAAACACUCCAAGACACGGAAACAAUAGUUAACGUAAAUAUUACUCCGACUACUACUACUACUACUACUACCACUACUACUACUACUACUACUAAUAGUAAUUCAAUGCAUACUAAUGAAAACAUGACUGGAAAUAGACGUGAUCCCUGUCAAUCACAUUAUUCUCAAUUAAAAGACGAAUGUAACAUGAGUAAUAAUAAUAAUAAAAAGAAGCGGGACGGUAAUACAAAAAAUCAGUACCAUGGUGUUACUUUAGUCACCACGACUGCUACUACUCCUGGUAUUACACUUCAAUUUCCGAAAUUCUCUUCAAAGAUUUCAAAUAAUAAUAAUAAUGAUAAUUAUAACAGUAAUAAAAUUAUUGAUAACUGUCAACUAUCUAAUCAACCGACUUGUCAUAAUCAUACGAAGAUUGGAAAUUGUUACCAAUGUUCUACAACACCUUGUGUUCAUCUGUAUGCUCAAGUUACACCGUGUACAAGAACACAACAGUCUACUCUCGCCGACUCAGAAAUGAAAUUUAAUAAUAAUAAUAGUGUCUAUAGUUCAAAUUAUAUACGACCACCAAUCCCAGUCAGAGGUUAUGAUCAAACAGAUAUUGAUUUGGUGAAUCAAAUAAGAAUCUCAUCUCGUCAAUUGGAUGUUACAACACCAGAUCAAUCGAUUGACCAUCAUGAUGUUGGAUCACGUAGAGUUCUUAGAGAAACAAAUUAUUGUCGUAUAAAUGUCUGUGAAUCGUUGGCUAAUCUACGUUCACCAGUAUUAUGCAAUAGUACAAAACAUAAUUAUCAUCAAUGUUUUGAUGAUUCUGAUACUAAUCAAGAAUCUUCCGAAUAUGAACGUAUUUAUUCGAUUACUUCCACGGAAUCGACGGAUAGAAAUAUUGCUCAAUUAGUUUCAACUGAAAAACAAAAUAAUGAAACAACCAUCUCACAUGAUAACAAUAAGCUAGAACAUUCUUAUACAGAAAUAUCAAGUUCCAUUGAUGAUUUAGCUGCUUAUUCUCAAGUGUAUUAUUCCACAGCGUGUGGAUCAAUUGAUUAUCCUGUUGUAAAAACAACUGAAUCAUUCAAUAUGCACAAUUCUUCAUGUUCUCCAACAGUCUUCCAUACAAAUUCACGUCACCAAAAUACUGAUAAUAAACCUUAUCCUCAUGAUGAUGAUGUAAUCAUGAAAGAGUCUUGUCAGCAUAAUGAUUACAAUACAAGUAAUCAUGCUAGUUUAAAUGAUAAAAAUCAGCCUAUUUUAAUUAGUAAUCAGUCAUUAACUCCAUUGCUAUUAUCGGAAACAGUAGUUUAUAGUGUAACGGAAUUGCGUCCAUCUAUAUCAUCCAAUCUAAAUGAUAAAAUGUUAGCUGAAAUUCAAGCUUUUCGUCAUAUGGAUAGUGAAUUGGAUCUUACUCAAUCUACCAAAUAUUUUAUGGCGAAUAAUUCUCAAACUGAAACACGUCGUUUACCAGAUUCAUUCAUGAAUGAAAGUGAAGAGGAACAGAAGACUAUGGGUGGCACCUUACAAGUUGUAACACAGUCAUUAUAUAAUAAAAAUCAACAUGAAGACACUGGAUUAAUGACUCCAUUAAUGGAACGUUCAACAGAAGAUUGUUCACGACUGUCAACAGUUCAUCGAACUUAUUCAAAAGCGAUUAAAUGUGAUGGUCAAUCGUCUUUAUCGUUAUCACACUCAACAAUUUUAUCACCAUCUUCCUUAUCAUUAUGUAGUAAAUCAAUUAAAUCACCGGCAAAUUAUUCAAUAUCUGAUUUCCCUUCUCCUGCCCCUCCAGUUGUUGUGACAGUCAGUAGUAAUUGUAUUGUUGCUCCAUUUGCACGUGCUGAAUUAUCCUUCAUCUCUGAUCCUUCAGCCUAUGAUGAUAUUGACAAUCUUUAA
Schistosoma spindalis is the source of this 2986-nucleotide messenger RNA. Lineage: Eukaryota; Metazoa; Platyhelminthes; Trematoda; Strigeidida; Schistosomatidae. The record is from the annotation of a GenBank genome assembly.